This is a messenger RNA of Tauraco erythrolophus (red-crested turaco), 1701 nucleotides long. NCBI's taxonomy places the organism in Eukaryota, Metazoa, Chordata, Aves, Musophagiformes, Musophagidae. The record is from RefSeq and is a predicted model, not a curated record.
AUGUUGCAGUUCAACAUGCAGCGACAGUUUCCUUUCCUAACACAUAAAGGCAGAGAGAGGGAAGCAUCAAAUGUCCUCCCGCAGCCCAACAAGGGAAAGGAUAACGAAGGCAUGCAUGUAGACAAGCAGAGAAGCUUUUCUGCUACUGCUUCAUUGAGCUCCCAGCCUCUACUGCUCCUUGGACCUGAGGGGAAUUACAAUUACUACGUGGACGAUGAAGAUGAAGAAGAGGAAGAGAAAGAACAAGGAAAAUGGCCAAGCAGAGACACAUUCGACGGAGAAAACAAGCUCUCGUCAUCCAUUCCUUGCUCCCCUGCCCUUUCCUCUGGAGGCCCAGCCAGGGCUUCCACUUCAUCCGUGCUGAACAUCAAUGUCGGUGGCCAAAGCUACCGCCUCACCUACCAGGCAGUGUCCGUCUAUCCCAAGACCCGCCUGGGCCGCCUGGCCACCUCCACGGACCGUCGCUGCCAGCUGGGGCUGUGCGAUGACUACGCUGCCCAGGUAGAUGAGUAUUUCUUUGACCGGGACCCAGCUGUCUUCCAGCUGGUGUACAACUUCUACGCCUCGGGGGUGCUGCGCGUGCGAGAUGAGCUGUGUCCCCGCAGCUUCCUGGAGGAGCUGAGCUACUGGGGCGUGCGGCUGAAAUACACACCUCGCUGUUGCCGCAUCUGCUUCGAGGAGCGCCGUGAUGAGCUGAGUGAGCAGCUGAAGGUCCAGCGCGAGCUGCGCUCCCAGGCAGAGGCUCAGGAGAACGAGCAGCUCUUCCACCACAUGCGUUACUAUGGUCCGCAGCGCUGGCGCCUCUGGAACCUCAUGGAGAAACCCUUCUCCUCUGUCACCGCCAAGGUGAUGGCAGUGGCCUCCAGCUUCUUCGUGCUCAUCUCUGUGGUGGCCUUGGCACUCAACACAGUGGAGGGGAUGCAGCGAUGGGAGAGUCGGCCUGUCUUGGAGCACAUUGAGACCCUGUGCAUCGCGUUCUUCACUCUGGAGUACCUGCUGCGCUUGGUCUCUACCCCAGACCUGCGCCGCUUUGCCAGCAGCGCCCUCAAUGCAGUAGACCUCAUUGCAAUCUUGCCCCUCUACCUGCAGCUGCUGCUCGAAUGCUUUGCUGAUGAUGACCAGCCCCGAGGUCGAGGCUCUCAGCAUGAGCACGAUAUCGAGAAGGUGGGACGGGUGGGCAAGGUGGGACAAGUGCUUCGCAUCAUGCGCCUCAUGCGCAUCUUCCGCAUCCUCAAGCUGGCCCGUCACUCCACAGGGCUGCGUGCCUUUGGCUUUACCUUGCGCCAGUGCUACCAGCAGGUGGGCUGCCUUUUGCUCUUCAUUGCCAUGGGCAUCUUCGCCUUCUCUGCCAUGGUCUACACAGUGGAGCACGAUGUCUCCAGUACCAACUUCACCAGCAUCCCCCAUGCUUGGUGGUGGGCUGCCGUCAGCAUUUCUACAGUGGGAUACGGAGACAUGUGCCCAGAAACUCACCUCGGCCGCCUGUUUGCUUUCCUCUGCAUUGCGUUUGGAAUAAUCCUGAACGGCAUGCCCAUCUCCAUUCUCUACAACAAGUUCUCAGACUAUUACAGCAAGCUGAAGGCCUACGAGUACACGGCUCUCAAGAAAGAAAGGGGGAAAGUGGACUUCACACGGAGAGCCAUGAAGAAAAUAUCUGAAUGCUGCGGAGAAGGUGCAACACACUCCUUGUCACAGCACUGA